CGCGGCGGCAGCGGGGCCAUGGCCGCCGACGUGUUCAUGCGGCCGGCGCGGCUGCUCGGGGCGGCGGGGCCGCUGUCCCCCCGCACGGAGCCCGACGAGGACUCGUCGGACACGGACGAUGGCGGAGCGUCGCCGGGCGGGGGGCGGCGGUGCGGGCCGCGGCGGGGGCAGCCCCCGGGCCCACAGAUCAUCCACUCGGGGCACUUCAUGGUCUCGUCGCCUCACAGUGAGCACCCGCCCAAGAAGGGCUACGACUUCGACACGGUCAACGAGCAGACCUGCCAGACCUACCAGUUCGGGGCGGCCCGCGGCGGCGGCGGCGCCGGCGGCCGCCUCAGCAUCGACGCGUCCCUCACGAAGCUCUUCGAGUGCAUGUCCCUGGCCUACAGCGGAAGGUUGGUUUCACCAAAAUGGAAAAAUUUUAAGGGAUUGAAGCUUCAGUGGAGAGAUAAAAUCCGUCUCAAUAACGCCAUCUGGAGGGCCUGGUACAUGCAGUACCUGGAGAAGCGCAAGAACCCCGUGUGCCACUUUGUGACCCCACUGGACGGCUCCGUGGACGUCGAUGAGCACCGUCGGCCAGAGGCCAUUGCAACAGAAGGGAAAUACUGGAAACGAAGAAUUGAAAUAGUCAUCAGGGAAUACCACAAGUGGAGAACGUACUUCAAGAAAAGGUUACAGAAACAUAAAGAUGAAGAUCUUUCAAGUUUGGUCAGGGAUGAUGAUGUGGUUCUCUGGCAAAAAAGAAGGUAUGGCAGAGAAACCCCUGUCCCUAUGGAGGAAGGCAGCCUCUUGGAUGCAGACAUGCUCAUGUCCGAGUUCACCGACACCCUGUUCUCCACUCUGUCUUCACAUCAGCUGGUUUCCUGGCCAAAUUCCAGGGACAUAGGACACUUAGGAAAUGCUGAUAUGAUUCAACCAGGGCUUAUUCCUCUCCAGCCAAAUUUUGAUUUUAUGGAUACUUUUGAGCCUUUUCAGGAAUUAUUCACGCCCAGUCGCUCCAGUAAUUAUUUCCCUUCUGUGUCUGCUGUCAGCUCAGCUACCACAGACAGCAACAGCCACUCUUCCCAGUCUCCUGUCCUGCCGUCGGGUUCAUUGCCCAGCACGCUUCCAGCAGGGAACAUCAGUGAUGGACUGAUUCCUUCCUCAGUACCUGCUCCUGUCAUUCCUGACGUCGUUGCAGACCAGUGCUCCAGCAUUAGAAGCGAGGAAUCUUUCAUCCAGCCAGCAGACUUCCCUCCCGACUCGUCUCUCAGCGGGCCACAAACUUUUAUGUCAGUGUUCCCGACGUCCCUGCCACUGCUGCAACCCACGAGUGCCCAGCACCAGUCCCCGCUGCCCGUGGUGCCGCUGAGCUCCAGCCUGAGCCCUGCGCCCGCCGCCUUCGCUGCUCCAGAAACGCCCAAGUUCGGCCUCUGUGAAUCCACGGUCAUCACUCACACGGCUUCUGCCACGCUGACCCACAACGCCCCUGCCACCACCUUCAGCCAGAGCCAGAGCGUGGUCCUGGCCACGCAGCAGCCGGGGGCAGGAGUGCCUUGUAACCUGGCCUUCCAGACUGCUGUUGUGCAGGGGCAGCCCCGGCCGCAGGUGCAGUCCCAGCUGACAUUUGCACUCCCCAAACCUGUUCCUCUGGCCAGUGCUGGGACAAGGCCCAAACAGUCACAAAAAAUAGUGCCUGCUCCGAAGCUUGAAACAGUGUCCUUAUUGGUAAAGAAUGCCUUCAUCACCCCAGCUGCCUUUCAGGGACAGUCCAGAGCUGUGAUUGUAACUCCAGCACCUUUAAAAAGAGAGGGGAUUUUGACGCCAGCCACGUCUCAGUCUAAUGUUGCAAUUGCACCAGCUGGAAUUGUCAGAGCUCCCGGGGUGACGGAGUUCCGUAGUAACAUUCUGGUUGGUCCAGCACAGCGAGCACCAAGUAGUCAACAAAGCCAGUCCACAGUCUCACAUCUCUUCCCUCCUAGUGUAGUCCAGGAUGUGUUGGUGAAAGGAGAGCACAUCCCUUCCCACUGCAGCAGUUCACAAGUUCCCUCACCUACACCUAGCCGGGACUGUCAGAAUUCAGGUCAGGCUUCCCCCUGCACCUCUGAGCAGAGCCCCAGUCCACAGUCUCCUCAGAACAGCUGCUCAGGAAAAUCUGCCACUGACCCUACUAUGGCUGCAUUUAAGAAUCGAAGGAUGAGGCAUCUUUCAGAACAAAAACGAAGGUUUAAUAUCAAGAUUGGUUUCAGUGCUCUGAACAGCUUGGUGUCAGCCAACUCCAAGUCGAUCAGCCACGCCAUCACGCUCCAGAAGACAGUGGAAUACAUUGCUAAGCUGCAGCAGGAGAGGACACAGAUGCAGGAGGAAACCAGGCGCCUUCGGGAGGAAAUCGAGGAGCUGAACGCCACCAUCCUUUCUUGCCAGCAGCAGCUCCCUGCUACCGGGGUUCCUGUAACACGGCAAAGGUUCGACCACAUGAAGAGGUUGUUUGAUGAGUAUGUGAGAAGCAGGACCCUGCAGAACUGGAAGUUUUGGAUUUUCAGCAUUAUUAUUAAGCCAUUGUUUGAGUCCUUCAAUGGGAUGGUUUCCACAACAAGUUUUAAGGAUCUGAACGAAACUGCACUGGCCUGGUUGGAUCAGCACUGUACUCUUCCUAUUCUGAGACCAAUGGUGCUGAACACCCUUCGGCACCUGAGCAGGACCACCUUGAUCCUGACGGACCCGUCGCAGCUGCCAGAGCAGGCCCGGGAGGCCGUGAUGAAGGUGAACAAGAGAGCUGGGGAGACCUAACAACCAAAGACCCUGAGGUGCUUGUCCCAGGGGUGGGGAACCUGCCAGGCCCCACCUGCCCAGGCUCCUCCAGUCGGUGCACUUUAGAAAGGAUUCUCUCCAUCACCUGAGACAUUGUUCAGGGCACCUGGCCCUGCCUUCCGAAGAGGUGCAGGUGAUGCAGCGUUGUCAGAAUGUUUUGGUUCCUCUCCAGUGCUGUGCUGUGCUCCGUCAAGUGAGAAAAACCACCGAGCUCAGGUAAACUCAGCAGGUUUGAGCCCUGCAGGCAGCAAUAGAUCUCCAUCAAUGCAUCUGUACGCAACUAAGAGAUUUCUAUGAAACACCCUCAGUUCUCUGAAGUGUAAAUCCUGUACACCAAGGAAUGUGCUCUUCAAGGGGAAAAAAUACUUUUGAUUUCAUGAAGCAAAAUACGCUUUUUAUUUUGUUUUCUGGUAUUCAGUUCCAUUUGUUUUACUUGAAUAUUGAAAAUUGUUAAACAGGAUCAUACGAAAAACCAAAGGAGAAGAAAAAUCUGUCAGUGAUGUCAACUCAUGGCAAAAAUACUUAGAAUUAAAACCUCAGGCUGUGUUUUGUGUAUUUUUAUUUGAAUGAGUGUAUCAUUGCUUUUGAUCAAUUUCAAGACGUGCUUUAUUUUCUAGUAAAUAAAAUAGCUGAUUUUUUUUUUUUUAAUUUAGCCAUUGCAGGGGAGUGGCAGGCCGUGCCGUAAGUGCAAGAAAGCAGUUUUAGAUUGUAUAAAUUCUGCAAUUAGGAUAAAGAUAUGACUUUUAUACCAGUUUAAUCAACAAACUGGUUUUUUGCAAUCUGCACAGUUCAGCUGCCAUCCUCACAAAAUGUGCACAUAUAAAACACACCCGUAGGUAAAUGUAAUAGCACUUCAGAAACAAGAAUUGAGUUUGUGAUGCUAAAAAAUUGGCUUUUUUAUUAUCUCAGAAGCUGUAUCAAACCACACAGACUUGCGGUCAGUUCUUUGCUUCUUUGUCUUUUUUGCUUCUUCUUUUUGCCUUCUGUCUGAAAAACCUGAAGGACUUUGCUGAGCCUGGUCUAUAUGGGAAGAUUAUGUUCAACAUGAAUUAGAAAACUUGUAAAAAUAAGUUUAAAACUCAAAAUACUGCAUAACAUUUUUGUGUGAGAGUCUCAGCAUGUACUGUCCUCUGCUGCAGGUAAACUGAGUCCCAUUCCAGCAGUGAUUGUCCAUCCUGAGAUAGCACUGGGAUGUUCAUUCUAGCUGAUUGUUCAUAGUCUAGGAUGGUCCCAUGACCCUUGUAAUUCCAUUCACAACUUGAUCCUGAUUGUUCAGAGCUAUGCAAAUGGUGGAAAUGCUUCCCCUGAGCAGUUUUCUUCCCGUUCCAAGAGCAGGCUGGAGGUGAUGUGCAGCCUCUCACAGUGGGAAAAUGAGGAGUAGUUGGAACACUUGGGGGUUGCGCACACUGAAAUGGGCUCAGUAGGUUCUCCUGGGGGAAAGGAGCUUUUCUCAGUUUCGUCCCAGUCUCCUCCACUUGGUGGGUCAAAGUUUGAAAGGAAACAAUAGACCUGGGGAGUAGGACUGAGUACAGGGGGUAGGUUUGUUCUUGUUUCUCCAUUGUCGUGAGUUUUUGCAGCUAAUGGCUUUCCUUGCAGAGUUCCUUCUGUGUGAGCAGCACUUUAGCAAGGAGAAGGCACAAAAGGUGAGCCCCAGGGCCCUCUCCCUGCAUGGAGGAACCGGGGGCUGAAGGGGAAAGCAGAAUGGCACGUUUUGUACCAACACACCUUCCUGUAGCUGUGCAGGCAGAGGGAGAGAUGCUUUUCUUUUUUUUUUUUUUUUUUUUACAGUAGAUUGGACAUAUAAUUUGAAAUUCAUGGCACAUGUAAAAACCUGUGUCCCUGUGAUAGAAGCAACAAAAUUCCAAGUCUCAGCCAAGGAAUGGUGUGCAAAGGUUGUCAUAGUAAUUAAAUAGUGAGUAGAUUCUUUGGAGGGAUCCAUUCCUAGGUCUUUCAUAAUGUUGUAAUCAGUUAAACAAUAUACUUUCGGGUGCAUCUGGGUAAGAAGUGUUGAAUAAGUAAAUCCUUUUUUAAAUCAGUGCUUUCAAUCCUCCCGUUUUUAUCACUGGUUGUGAAUUUGACUCCAGUAAAAUCAUUUUACGCUGUGAUGAGCUGGAGAUGUCCCUCCCGGCCUUUCCUCGGUGGGCCGAUCUCACUGUUCGUGUGUUAAAGACGUCUGGGUUUCUAGCAAGAGAGCAGAAGGCAUAUUGUCCAAGAACUGGUGUUUUUGCUGACCUUUUCAGAUGAACAGAUCCUGUAAUGCCUCCCCUGCCAUGUGGUCUCCUGCUUGUCAGCAGUGAUGGUGUGUGAUUUUUACCAUUUCUGGUAUCGAUGACGUGGGAGUUCUGUCCCAAGAAGCCCAGUGCAGUACAAUCGUACUUCAGGGCCCAGGGAAAUUGGACAGCUGAAACCCUAACAUCCAUAUCUCACUGAAUGGACUAGAAACUGAAAGCAACCUUAAAGGAAUAGGAAGGGGUAAUUUAACUGAACUGCCAAAAAUUUUGUCCAUUCACAGUUUUUCUGUGGAUGUGGAUGGAAAAUGUAUCAAUCUGAUUGCUCCGUGAGCUGGUUACAACUGGGGGGGAGUGCUUGUUUAACAAAUCGUGGUGCAGAAAUAAACUCAAAGCACUAUUAAGCAACUGCAAAUCUUAAAGAGAAAAGAAUUCAAUAUUGCUUACUUAGGCAAGAGUGUAGGAGGGAGGAAAGGAAAAGUGAAAAGAUACUUUCCAUGUAGUGCAAUUACCAGAAAUGAUGUGGCUGCUCUUUGAAGCAGUGAUUCAAUAUAUUCUUGUCACCCUGUUAUUGCAAAUCAGAAUUCUUUUCUUUUAUCAGUCAGCCUUAUGAGGAGAGUGAUUUCACUUCGUUUGGAAACACGGGAGGAAAAAAGCUGGUUUAUGUCUCACAUCUGAACAAGUAGAACCAGUAAAGAUUGAUAUGGAAAGAGAUAGACCACGUAUGUAUUAGUUCCUGCAUAGUUUUCCACUUUGAUUUGUGUUUAAACACCUUAGUCUGUCUUUCUUACCCACUGAGGAGUUUUAUUACUUUAUUUUUUUCAGUUUGGUAACACUUUCUCCCCUAAUUUAAGCGCUCUGAUUUCCUCAGUGUCACCAAAGUAAGUAAGCCAAACACACAGUGCCUAUAAAUCUGCACAGAACUGCAGGUGCUGCACAUCUGCUGGUGCUAAACUUUUGGAGAACCCCCAUGUAAUUGAAUACAAGUUGUAUUCCAUCAAAUCCAAUGUAUUUCACUCAGUAAAGGAGUGGCUAAAUAACUUACUUACGGCCUGUGAUAUGCACAAGGUCAAACUGGGAUUGUCUACUGGUUCCUUCUGACCUUGAAUUGCAUUAAUUGGUAUAUUGUAGAUGGCCCCACCCCAAACACAAGUUCUGGAGAUCUUGGGCGUUAUCUGGUGUAGUUAUUAGCUGUUACUGCAGUUAUUGGCCUCCUUUUAGCAGGAGGAGUAAGGGGUAAAAGUCCAGGAGCAAACUAGAAUUGAAGGAAUUACGAGGAGUGGGAUCAGAGACAAGUGCACACUUCACUGUGACAGUCUGAUCUCUGCACAAAACCAAAGGAUUCUUGGUUAAUACCAUUUGACCUGACUGGAAUGCUCUUCCCUGCUUUUCUAGUCCCCUGUGGAAGGCUUCCUUGAAGGGGGGCCUACUAGAAUGUUUCCAUCUGUGCCUUAGACCUUGGUGUUGUGUAUGCAUUUGAUUAAUCAUGUCAUACAUUGUUCCCCCUAAAUUGAUGCUCUGUGGAAAAUUGAGCAAAUGGAGGAAGUGGGGCUUCCCUGGCCUUUUAGAGGAUUUUAUCUAUGUGGCAUUACUGUGACCCUUUCAGACUGAGGUUGUGAGUAACUUCGUCUGUGUAUGGAAAAAAUUACAUCUUUCCUGCUGAAUCCACUGCCCUCCACUGCCAUGUGCAGGAGCACCUGUGCACACAAGGACAUAACCUCUGCUAUGACAAACCCAGGAAACAGGCAAGGGCUUAAACCUCUAAAUCUGAACUGGCUUGAAAAGACAAAGGGCUGUCAAAGGUAUUGAAAAACUGCAUCCCUUUGUAUCUUCAGGUUUUUUUACAUUCCUUUGUGUGUGUGCUUGUGUUCACAUGUGGUAGAAGUGACAGGGACAGGUAAAUUUAGUUGUGUUUGCUUUUAAAGCCCAAAACUCCUGAAAAGCAGUUUGAGAACAGGACAGGGAAGGUCACUGCGGAAACGUUCAGUAAGAUAAUGCUUUUGUAGUACAAAUUAUUUGAAGGCUAUUUCACUCUCUCAGUUUUCUGGAGUGGAUAAUUCUUGAUGUUGCCAGCUAGAAGGUACUGCUGAAAAUAGAAUGGGUUUUUUCACUGUUUUCACGUUUUCCUUUCUUUUUUUUUUUUUUUUUUUUUUUUGGUUCCUUUCCACCUUUAUUGCAUGGAAAACUACCAAAAAUCAAAAGGCUGAUGACAUCCAGUUUAAGUUCUUUAGGGAUUCAGUUACACCAGUCUGGAGGACUAUGGACAAUUGUUGAUAACUUUAAGAAGUUUUUUAAAUUAGGUGAGACAUCAGGAGUUUUUCUAUUACUUAUUACUCCCUAAUUUAUACACUUGAGUGUCAGAGGAGAUUAUUUGUUUUGGGGUUUUUUUUCUUUUAUAGGACCCCAAUAUUUUUCCUACAACAUCAGUUAAAGUUCUAGUUUUCUUUUGUUUCAUUCUUGGUUGGAUUUUCUUCUCAUUUACUGUGCUAGAGCAGAAGUGGUAGAACCAAACUAUAGCUCUGUCUGUAAAACUUGAGUUCUUCAGUUGCAAUUACAGUAACUUCAGUUACAAAGAAACACACCUUAGGUAAUAUUAAUGGAAUUAAUUUCUAGCCAUUGUCUGAACUUUUCCACCAUGAAUAAGGCUUUCAAUCAAAAGAUAUCAAUGUUAUGAGCAAGCCUUUUAACAAUACAAUGAAUAAAUAGCUCGUUUUCUUCUUCUAAUCUUGUAUUUAAAUGUGUUUUAAGUGAAUGGAAUUCAUUCUUGUUAAGAAAAAAAGGAAAAAAAAUCUUGAAGGUAUGAGGACUUCAGGUUGUGCUCUUGCUUUGCUUAGGUUUCCUGUUCUGUUGCAUGACAACUUCUGUUGUGCUGUUGAUAUGUAGCACUUUUCAGUAGGUCUGUUAAAUUGUGCAAUGCAUUUUUUUAUAUUUACAACCAAAACAAUAAAGGAUAUUUUUUGGAAGAAA
Molecule: messenger RNA, 7985 nt
Organism: Corvus hawaiiensis (hawaiian crow)
Lineage: Eukaryota; Metazoa; Chordata; Aves; Passeriformes; Corvidae
Gene: MLXIP
Product: MLX interacting protein
Exons: 17
Coding region: 19-2769 (916 amino acids)
Biological process (GO): regulation of transcription by RNA polymerase II
Cellular component (GO): nucleus
Molecular function (GO): protein dimerization activity; DNA-binding transcription factor activity, RNA polymerase II-specific; RNA polymerase II cis-regulatory region sequence-specific DNA binding
Source: RefSeq, a predicted model, not a curated record